AUGUCCGUCACAGCCGGCCAACCCGGCACUCCAGCCGCUGCACCCGCCAACACCAUACCCCGUGCGAAGAUUGCAAAUCCCGACAAGCGCAACAAGCAGAAGCAAAACCAGAACCAGAAGCCUUCCACUGCCGCAGAGUUGCGCGCCGCCCGUCUGGAGAAAGUCGCUGCCAUGCGCGCCGCGGGCGUCGAGCCGUACGCCUACACCUUCAACGCAACGGACACAGCAUCUGCUUUGCAGGAUCGCUACAAAGACCUUGUCGACGGCGAGGAGGCUGAGGACGGCUGCGAGAUUGCCAUCGCUGGCCGAAUCAUGAUCCGUCGCGUGUUUGGAAAGCUCGCCUUCUUCACACUCCAGGACAAGUCAGGGACCAUCCAGCUGUAUCUCGACAAGAAGUACCUUGAUUCGAGCAUGGGCGCUGGUAGCUUUGCCAACAUCAAGGCGUGGACGGAUGGCAGCGAUAUUAUCGGCGUGCGCGGGGUGGCGAAGCGCACGGAGAAGGGCGAGCUUAGCGUCAAGGUUUCGCAUUGGGAGAUGCUCACCAAGAGCCUCACCCCGCUUCCGGACAAGUUUCACGGCUUUACGGAUGUGGAGAAACGGUACCGAGCCAGACAUGUUGACCUUAUAGUCAACCCAGACGUCCGCGAGACGUUUCGGAAGCGCGCUAAGAUUACGUCCGCAAUUAGAAGGUUUUUGGAUAAUAUCGGCUUUUUGGAAAUGGAGACGCCGGCCUUGCACAGAGAACCUGGUGGGGCGGAAGCGAAGCCGUUCACGACGUUUCAUAAUGCCCUCGAUCAGGAGCUUACUUUGCGCAUUGCCACGGAGCUCCAUUUGAAGCGGCUUGUUGUCGGUGGUUUUGAUAAGGUGUAUGAACUGGGGCGACUGUAUCGGAACGAGGGGGUCAGCUCAAGGCAUAACCCUGAGUUCACAAGCAUUGAGAUUUAUGAGGCUUAUACAGACUACUUUCGCACAAUGCAGCUCACAGAGGAGCUUAUUUCGUCGGUAGCGCAACAGGUGCUCGACACGACGACCGUGGAAUACCAAGGAAACCAGAUUGAUUUGUCUACGCCGUGGCGUCGGGUGACAAUGCAUGACAUUGUCAAAGAGGCGACUGGUACAGAUUUUUCGGUCAUAACCGAUGUCGAGGAGGCUAAAGACAUGGCAAGAAAUUCAUCCGUGAGUCAGGACGCUCUGAACAAAGCUCAGAGCGUUGGCGAGGUUUUGAACGUUUGUUUUGAGGAGCUCUGCGAAGAGACACUGAUACAACCAACAUUUGUGGUGGAUUAUCCCGUCGAGAUCAGUCCGCUAGCCAAACCGCACCGAUCACGGCCAGGGCUAGUGGAGCGGUUUGAGAUGUUCUGUAUGGGACAAGAACUUGCCAACUCGUACUCAGAACUGACGGAUCCCGUCGAGCAAAGACGGCGCUUGGAACAGCAGGCGGAGAAGAAGAAUGCGGGAGACGAAGAGGCGUGUGGCGUAGACGAAGACUUCUUGACGGCCUUGGAGCAAGGCCUGCCGCCGACAGGUGGGACAGGUAUCGGAAUUGAUCGACUUGUCAUGCUGCUGACGAACUCGGCGAGUAUUCGCGAUGUCAUCGCGUUUCCGGCGAUGUCCACGCAGCAGAACGCAAACCCAGAUGUUAAUGUGGGAGAUGAGCAGAUGUCGUAGAAGUCGAGGCGCUUCUUUUUUGUUUGAGUAGUCAACAACUUGGAGGAAGAACGUAUUGAAUCCGUCACCACGAAGAACAGUGUUUGAUACCCGUUUCAAAUUAAUUCUUCUUGUCACCCGUUUCAGAAGUUUUGCAACCGCGAGUUUUGCACUCCGUGGAGUGCUACUACUCUAUGAACUCACGUGUUUAAAGCGGGUGGGAAUUUGAGUGCGUGAGUUUGUGAUCGCGAGGGGAAUGGUAUUGCACUAAUACAGGUUGUAAAUGAUACAGUGCCUCCUACGAUAUAGUGCUAUAGCGUGACAUACCUCUAGCUAUGGCACUAUUGGGGGGGUGGCACUAUAGAAAGGAGGCUCAAAUACAUAUAUUUGGGGACAAAGCACACUGCUAACACAAACACAA
Messenger RNA from Chondrus crispus (carragheen), 2068 nucleotides. Its product is annotated as Lysyl-tRNA synthetase. The coding region runs from base 1 to 1668 and encodes 555 amino acids. Gene Ontology annotation, cellular component: cytosol; cytoplasm. Lineage: Eukaryota; Rhodophyta; Florideophyceae; Gigartinales; Gigartinaceae. The record is from RefSeq and is a predicted model, not a curated record. Gene Ontology annotation, biological process: lysyl-tRNA aminoacylation. The transcript has 2 exons. Gene Ontology annotation, molecular function: ATP binding; lysine-tRNA ligase activity; tRNA binding.